AUGCAAGUCGGGGCAAAACAUCAGAUUUUCUUCUCAAGUAAUCCCCAUCUCGCAAGUAAUAACCUUUAUCUCAAAGCAAGACUGCUCUCAGAUCCAGAUUCAGAAGUAACUGUGGAGGAAGAGAUGGAGCUAACUAAAAAGAAAGCAAUAUUAUGGAAGUAUGAUGAGAGUGGUCGUAUAAUUUCUGAAUAUAAAAAGAAUAAAGCAUUAGCGGUAAAAGAUUUGUCAGAAAUAGUACUGGAACCUGUUGAAGUGGCUCCAAGUUGGUUCUAUAAUGCAAAUACCUUAGUAUUUUCAUGUCUAGGGUAUAAUGGUGCAUUGACUGUAAAGAAAGGUGAAGAUGAUCAAUAUUAUCUUAGAUUGGAACCUUACGAUAAUAAUAAUGAAACCCAGAGGUUUAGAGUGAGAGUAGUCCAUUCAGCUAAUAUAUAG
Messenger RNA from Ambispora leptoticha, 432 nucleotides. The record is from the annotation of a GenBank genome assembly. NCBI's taxonomy places the organism in Eukaryota, Fungi, Glomeromycota, Glomeromycetes, Archaeosporales, Ambisporaceae.